AAAACUCUAAUAUUAUUCAUAGAGUUACAGGCUAAUGAAUUUAAUUCACAUAAACUCAUGUCCUGUAAAUAUGCAAACCGAAAUCGAUAAAUUUAAGCUGUAAACUACCUAAGCAGUUGAAUCGUGACAAAACAUCAUAAAACGGAAAUAUAAACAAAAAUCCUUGAACUGGAUCAAAAUUAAUAAACAAUUUUCAGACACCACUCGGUAGUGCAUGCUUCUACUUUCAUAUAUGAUAUGGCUGCCAUUGCAGUCAGGGUUUCGAUUCUGAAAGGUGGGGGAAUUAAUGAAUGAAAGUAAAGGCGAGCAAGGAAUGGAAGCAGCUUGUAAUACAGUUCAGAGAAGAUCCAUGGCCUUUUAGAUGUUGAGAAUAAGGGAGAUUAGAGAAGAUGUUGAGGACUUGCUGUCAGAGGCUUUUCUACCCACCAAUUCCGUUGCCGCCUCCACUUAUUACAAUUACCAGAGCAUUUCUGUCAUCCUCGCCUUUGAAUGCCCAACUGAAAGAAGGGGACACGUUGAGGAAAGAAAGGGGUUUUACUCAUCAAGAAGUAGUCAAAUAUUCACAGCUUAGCCAGGACAGCAAUCCCAUUCACUUGGAUUCAGCACAGGCUCGAGAGGCAGGCUUCAAAGAUACAGUUGUUCAUGGAAUGCUCUAUGCUGGUCUAUUCCCCUCUAUAAUAGCUUCCCACUUUCCAGGGGCAAUUUAUGUAUCCCAAACAUUGCAGUUUAAGGCUCCUGUUUGCAUUGAGGACAAACUACUUGCUGAAGUUCAGGCAUUAGAACUGAGGGAACAUAGAAAAAAAUACAGAGUGAGGUUUGCAACCAAAUGCUUUAUAAAGGAAGGGAUGCUUCUUGUCCUUGAUGGUGAAGCUGUAGCUCUGUUGCCAAAUUUAGAUUAUGCAGGGUGAGAUGGACUUUCACACCAAAAUUUGAAUCUCAAAUGUAUUUUCUGAUCCAUUAACUAAGCAAAGGACCUCCAGAUGUAGUAGGCUAUGACAGGCUGGUGAUUGGGUCUAGAGAUGUUAACACAUUAUGUAAUUUAGAGGAGAAUAUCAUUGUACUUGUCUUCAUCUCAUUGCAGUUAUAUACACGAUUAAUUAUUCCAUUUAAUUUA
Messenger RNA from Cryptomeria japonica (Japanese cedar), 1114 nucleotides. Its product is annotated as 3-hydroxyacyl-[acyl-carrier-protein] dehydratase, mitochondrial. The transcript is spliced from 3 exons. Bases 390 to 908 code for a protein of 172 amino acids. Lineage: Eukaryota; Viridiplantae; Streptophyta; Pinopsida; Cupressales; Cupressaceae. The record is from RefSeq and is a predicted model, not a curated record.